Messenger RNA from Camellia sinensis, 1479 nucleotides. RefSeq lists its product as uncharacterized. NCBI's taxonomy places the organism in Eukaryota, Viridiplantae, Streptophyta, Magnoliopsida, Ericales, Theaceae. Gene Ontology annotation, cellular component: SCF ubiquitin ligase complex. Gene Ontology annotation, biological process: SCF-dependent proteasomal ubiquitin-dependent protein catabolic process. The record is from RefSeq and is a predicted model, not a curated record.
AUGAAAUUGGUUUGUAAGGAACUCUCGGAAGAUUGCUGGGAAUUGAUUCUGAAUCGAUUAGCAAUCGAUGACUUCAACUCCUUGCAAUCCCCUUCUCUGGUCUGUAAGCAAUUCCUCUCAAUCACCGAUCGACUUCGACAAAAAUUGGACGCCUCCAACAGAUCCUUCUACAGCAAUAACUGCGAGGGUUUAUUCAGAGCCCUUCAACGAUUCAAAAACCUGCGCGAGAUUGAGCUUUGUGAUCCCAUCUUCGGUGACAAAGCCGAUGUCAAUUACCCCAUUCGAAGAAUCGCUUCUUCCGGGUUGGAUCUUCAAUUUCUCUCUCUCCGCCGAUUACAAAAACCCCCAUUCCCCAAAACUUUUAAGAAACUGGGUUCGACCAUGAACAACUUGAAGAUUCUAAGAUGUUGUUACCUUAAAGUUUUUCGAAAUCACCACCUUGUUGCUAUAGCUGAUGCUUUACCGUGGCUUGAAGAGCUCGAUAUUCAGCUUUCCGGCUUCCGUUCUUAUUAUCAACGAGGUUUCGAUUCUAAGAGCGCUAAGUACAUUGUAACCGAUGUUGGGAUAGAGGUAAUCUCGCGUAAGCUUCGAAGGUUGCGUAAAAUUGAUAUAACAGGGCAGUUUGGUUGUUCUGAUCGAUCUCUCAUUGCUUUGUCAUCGAAUUGUGAGCUUUUGAAUGAAAUCCGAUGUUCUUAUUGCCAUGUAUCUGAACAUGGCAUUUGUUUUGUUCUGCGCCAUAGUCAAAACUUGAUUUCUCUCGAAGCAGGACGCUAUUACUCUUUACCGGAUGAUUCAUUUACUUUUGAGAAUUCCAUGAAUUUUGCACAAUCUUUACGCGAUCUUCGCAUAGAUGCAUUCAAAGAUCAUGAUCGCCUUCUUGGUUCCAUUUCAACAGCGGGCAUUCCAUUAGAGAAGAUUUUAAUCUACGAUGAUUCUGGUUUGAGCUUCCAUGGACUCUCGAAUUUCUUGUGUGCUUGUCCAUCUUUGAAACACUUGCAACUUGUUUCCAUAAAAUUCCUCAAUGACAAUUCCGUGAGGGAAUUAUGCCGGUAUCUUCCUAAUCUUGUGUCCAUAAAGCUUGAUUUUUGUUCAAACAUAACUGCCGCAACCUUCUUCAUCCUUGCAAAAAAAUGCCCUCUUCUUUCGGAAAUUGAACUACAGGAGAUAAAGCUACCAGUUGGAGAUGAUUUUGACAUGGAAUUAGAGAGGAAUUACCGAAUAAUAUCUUUGGAAUUGAGUCAUAUUGGGCAUCUGAAUGAUGAAUUUUUGAGAAAAAUAGGGUUUGUUUGUCCCAACUUACAGAGUCUCAAUGUUACAGGGCUUAACAGAUUGACGAAAGAGGGGAUUGGGGACAUUUUGAAGUGCUGCUCACAGAUUAAGCAUUUGAUAGUGGACAAAACAAGAGAAUUGGGCAUCUUCUUGGAGCAAUUCAAAACUCGGCACAUUGAAAUUGAACACCAUUUCAUCCGAUCAGUCUAG